AUGGCCGAUAAAACAAAAGGAAGCGCUACGGCUCGUAAGCCAGUGUUCUUUUUCGACAUCGACAACUGUCUGUACUCUAGAAGUCACAGAAUCCACAACCUCAUGGCAAAGCUUAUCGAGCAGUAUUUUGAGACCCACUUAUCACUGGGAGAGGAGGAAGCCUCCAGAUUGACGAGAGAAUACUACAAGACAUACGGCCUGGCAAUCGAAGGCUUAGUCCGCCAUCAUGAAAUAGACCCAUUGGACUUCAACGCAAAGGUGGAUGACGCGUUGCCUCUCGACGACAUCCUAAAGCCCGAUGCAGACCUCCGAGCGCUGUUGGAGGAUAUCGACACCAGCAAAGUCAAACUCUGGCUCUUCACGAAUGCCUACGUCAACCACGGAAAGCGGGUUGUGCGACUUCUUGGAAUCGAUGACCUAUUUGAUGGUCUGACCUACUGCGACUACGCCCAGUACCCAUUCGUCUGCAAACCAGCCAAGGAGAUGUUCCGCAGGGCCAUGGAACAGGCAGGGGUUGAAAACCCGGGAGACUGUUACUUUGUUGAUGAUUCCUACGAUAAUUGCAAGAGCGCGAAAGAGCUCGGAUGGACGGCCGCCCAUCUCGUCGAAGAAGGGUUGCCUAUUCCCGAGACACAGGCUUCCCAAUUCCAAAUUCGUCAUAUAAGAGAGCUUCGUGACGUUUACCCUCAAUUCUUCAGGUCCAGCGCCUUGAAAAAUUAG
This is a messenger RNA of Colletotrichum abscissum, 720 nucleotides long. RefSeq names its product pyrimidine 5'-nucleotidase. The record is from RefSeq and is a predicted model, not a curated record. Lineage: Eukaryota; Fungi; Ascomycota; Sordariomycetes; Glomerellales; Glomerellaceae. Gene Ontology annotation, molecular function: nucleotidase activity. The transcript is spliced from 4 exons. Bases 1 to 720 code for a protein of 239 amino acids. Gene Ontology annotation, biological process: pyrimidine nucleobase metabolic process; nucleotide catabolic process.